AUGCAAGAAGAGAUGUCUGCUUUGGAACAAACUGGGACUUGGGAUCUUGUCCCUCGUCCUUCAGUGAGUGUUGCGAGUCAAUUUCUUGAUAUCCCUCGUACUAGUCAUUGGGAUGCUGUUAUACGGAUUCUCAGGUAUCUUAGGAGUGCACCUGGAAAAGGAUUGCUGUAUCAAAAUCAUGGACACACUGAUAUUGAAGGAUAUAGUGAUGCAGAUUGGGCUGGUUCUGCCUCAGAUCGAAGAUCGACCACAGGAUAUUGUGCAGCUGUUCAUAUUGCGUCUAAUCCAGUAUUUUAUGAAAGGACAAAACAUAUUGAAGUUGAUUGUCAUUUCAUUCGAGAGAAAUUGCUUGACGGAGUCAUCAAGACAUCUCAUAUGACUUCUGUUUUUGCAGUUGUUGGAGAAACAGCCACUUUUGUGGCUCCCAACAGGCUGACUUUUCUUUCAAAUGGGGAGUGGAUCCGCUAUCUUCUCAUAUUGAGAAUGCUAAGAUUGAUAAGGCUUCUCAUGAAUGUUCCACAAUACCGAGCUUUUGUUGCCACCUUCUUGACCCUCAUACCAAGUCUGAUGCCAUACUUGGGAACCAUAUUUUGUGUCAUGUGCAUUUACUGCUCAAUUGGCGUACAGGUAUUUGGCGGGAUUGUGAAUGCUGGCAACCCCAAGUUGGAGAGCACUGAUCUUGCUGAUAACGACUAUUUACUUUUUAACUUCAACGACUACCCGAAUGGAAUGGUCACACUCUUCAAUUUACUGGUGAUGGGGAACUGGCAAGUGUGGAUGCAGAGCUACAGGGAUUUGACUGGAACUUCCUGGGCUUAUACAUACUUUGUCAGCUUCUACCUUAUCACUGUUUUGCUGCUUUUAAAUUUGGUUGUGGCUUUUGUCUUGGAGGCUUUCUUUGCGGAGAUGGAGCUUGAAACUUCAGAGAAAUGUGAAGACACAGAAACCCAGGAAGGAAGCCGGAAGGAACGCAGACGUAAUAUUGGCAUGAAAUCACGAAGUCAGAGAGUUGAUAUGCUUCUCCACCAUAUGCUAAGUGCUGAGCUGGACAAGACACAAUGUUCAACCGAACCAACCCCUUAAACCGUUCGAUCCUGGGUCUACUAAACAAUGGGGAGCACAAACAAUCACUCAUGAGGUGGUUACUCCCAUUCUAGGCCAACAGCUCGUGUUAGAGCUUAAGCCAUGUAAAGAAUUGAUGUUUGAGUUGCCUAUAGCAUGGUAGAGGAAAUGGGAUGAUGCCGUACUGGUUUUUAUUUCUUCAGAUCAGUUCUUUGUUUUUGGCUGGCUCCUUUUGCUUUCGUUUUGUGCCCUCCUCUCUCUGCAUCUUGAUGUAAGGUCGUUGUCAUUCUCAUCUCUUCGUAAUAGCUUGUUCCACAGCUUUCUGCAAGUGCCUGUUUAAGAUUCCCUUGUGUUUGCCAUGGCUAUGCGCGCAUUCUUUCCUUCAUCAAUAAAAAUUUGGUAUA
Coffea eugenioides is the source of this 1466-nucleotide messenger RNA. Its product is annotated as two pore calcium channel protein 1-like. Gene Ontology annotation, molecular function: voltage-gated calcium channel activity. Gene Ontology annotation, biological process: calcium ion transport; transmembrane transport. Lineage: Eukaryota; Viridiplantae; Streptophyta; Magnoliopsida; Gentianales; Rubiaceae. The transcript has 12 exons. Gene Ontology annotation, cellular component: plant-type vacuole; vacuolar membrane. The record is from RefSeq and is a predicted model, not a curated record. Bases 1 to 1083 code for a protein of 360 amino acids.